AUGGGUUGCCUCUGCAGUAUACUCGCCUUCAUCUUCCUCCUCGACGGUGGCGGCGAGAGGGUGACCUGGCACAUGUGGAAACCAUCACCUGCGCAUUUAGAAGAGGGACGCGAAGUACGAACUGCCCCAAGGGCAGAUAUUGGGGACAACAUUACCAAGAGCGGCGAAAGUGCCGGUGUUCAGCGUGCCCGGGACAAAGGACAUAAGCAGGGUAGAGCGGAGAUAAUGAAGACGUCGGCAAGCAAGGCACAAGGCAUGGCUAACUCCACCCUCGCCGAUGACACCGGACCAGCAGGCAUCCCGGCAGAUGGCUUCUAUCAGAAGUUCAAGAUCCCCAUGUUGAUUCUUUUCAGCACCCUUGCCGUUGCCAUUCUGGGCUCGACCAUCUGGCAAUGCUGCUUCCGAGUGAAGAAGAGCGAUGAGCUCGAACCCCAAUCCCCCCUCCCCACUUUCGUAGGACCCAGCGGCGUGAGAAGAGAACAUAUCCACCUCCCUUACCCGCACUCCCCCCACUACCGUCCGUACGGUGGCAGCCAUGGAUCUAGCACCAGAAGCAAAGUACGAGGCAGGGAGGGAAGGGAAGUGAUCCAAACAACUUCGGGAUGGCUGCGUCAUGCUGGUCCUAACCGUCCUUUGUAUCGGAACUGGCCACAGGCAGAAACUCGCGUGAGAAUCAGGGUACCGCCGACAACGGGAACACCACUGGAUGGAGCUUAUUCCAUGGCUUAUAUGCAGGAAGAAAUGCGUCAAGAACAGCCGCAGCAGCAUCGAGAAGGAAGACAGCAGGAAGAGUACGAGAUGGAGGCGCACCGAUUGGAGACGAGGGAGCCAACACCACCCCCGCCGUAUAAGGCUAGAAGGUCCACGGAUGACACGGUUGAUCGUCCACCAGGUUGCUUGUGUGCCCAUGUGUCGAAAUCCAGUGGGAGCGAAGGUUUGAGGCACCUGUGA
Messenger RNA from Neurospora crassa OR74A, 951 nucleotides. RefSeq lists its product as hypothetical. The record is from RefSeq and is a predicted model, not a curated record. Bases 1 to 951 code for a protein of 316 amino acids. Lineage: Eukaryota; Fungi; Ascomycota; Sordariomycetes; Sordariales; Sordariaceae. The transcript has 3 exons.